UCGCAAUUCUGUCGUAUCAUCACUGCUGAUGGAUUCUGCUGGGCUGCAAUUGAUUCAACAACAGCUAACCUCCUCAACGACGUCGUCUUUGUCUCCGUCUCCUUCUUCUUCCCAAUCCCAGCCCGAGGUGAAACAAUGGGGUGAGAAAGUAUCAGAAGCAGUAUUAUCUGCAUAUAAUUCUCUUUCCAAAAAGGGCAAGCCUCAGGGUCGCGAAGUCACGGUCUUGGCCGCUUUUCUCAUCUCUUCCCCGCUCAAAGAAUUGGGAGUGGUGGCGCUGGGAACGGGGACCAAGUGUAUAGGGCGGUCUCGGCGGAGUUCAAAAGGUGACGUUGUCAAUGAUUCUCAUGCUGAAGUUAUAGCAAGAAGAGCUCUGUUGAGGUACUUUUAUUCAGAAAUAGAGAGUCUUACUGAGUUGUACAAGAAGUGUAGAGAUAGUAGUGGAAGGAUACCAUUAGAAGGUGAUGACAUUGCGACGCCGCUUUCCUGUGUGGAGAAAAAUGGAUUUAGUCCCAAAAAAUUCAAAAUGAAGCAGGGCUGGAAAUUGCAUUUAUACGUAUCACAAUCACCUUGUGGAGAGGCCUCUGCCAGUUCUGAGACUUCGCAGGAUACUAUUUCAAGUGGAGAGAUUUCAUCAUGCUUUUUUGGAAGAGUUAGUAAUGUAAUAGUGGGAGUGGAUGAACCUAAUGCAGGACAUAAUGGUAAUUUUUCUGAAGUUACAGGCACGGUUCAGAGGAAGCCUGGUCGUGGAGAUGCAACGUUGUCGGUUAGCUGCUCUGAUAAGAUUGCCCGUUGGAAUGUUGUGGGAGUUCAAGGUUCUUUGCUUUCUUACUACAUGGAACCAGUUUAUGUAUCUUCUAUUACCAUUGGCCUAUCCCAUGUAAAUACUGAAAUUUCUGUGAUGGAAGAUAACUUGAGAAGAGCUUUACAUGAAAGGAUCCUGCCAUUGGCCGACAAGUUAAUAGAUCCAUUUCAGGUAAACAAGCCUGUAUUUUGCAUUGCUGGAGUGCCCCCUAGGGAGUUUCAGCAUUCGGAGGCAGCUCUGAGCACUCUAACUUGCGGAUACUCAAUAUGUUGGAAUAGGUCUGGCUUACAUGAAGUCAUACUUGGGACCACUGGAAGAAAGCAGGGCACAUCUGCAAAAGGAGCAAUAUACCCUUCUACAGAGUCCAAUUUAUGCAAGAAGCGCUUGUUGGACUCAUUCUUGUCCCUAGCAGAUCAGUGGGCUGCUGAAUAUGCAGUCAAUAAGAAAUCCUAUCGAGAACUCAAGGAUAGAGCUUCUGACUACAGUUUCACUUCGAAGAUUUUUAAAGGAAGCCCCUAUUUUUCAAACUGGUCUGUUAAACCUCGGGAGUUUGAGUCCUUCAUAGUGCAGGAUAACGAGGGACCUACUAGUGAAGGAAAAAGUGGAAUGGUGAAGAAGAAAAACUGAGGAUCCCUUGUGGCUCAAUUUUGUGUCAUUCCUUCCAUUUCUUCUGUCCAAAAUUACAUGUGAAUGAUUGAGAGCAAAUUGGAAUAUGAUUUAUCAAUUUUGAACCGUCUCUUCAAUCAUUAAUGCUGUAUUGAGGGGGAACUAAUUAUGGAUGGACUCAUUAUAAUCUGCUAGUCAAUUUCACUAAUAACCGAAGAUUUUUUUUUUUU
This is a messenger RNA of Coffea eugenioides, 1638 nucleotides long. RefSeq names its product tRNA-specific adenosine deaminase TAD1-like. Gene Ontology annotation, molecular function: double-stranded RNA adenosine deaminase activity; double-stranded RNA binding; tRNA-specific adenosine deaminase activity. The record is from RefSeq and is a predicted model, not a curated record. Gene Ontology annotation, cellular component: cytoplasm; nucleolus. NCBI's taxonomy places the organism in Eukaryota, Viridiplantae, Streptophyta, Magnoliopsida, Gentianales, Rubiaceae. The transcript has 11 exons. Gene Ontology annotation, biological process: adenosine to inosine editing; RNA processing. Bases 29 to 1429 code for a protein of 466 amino acids.